CGCCCCGGGCGGGCGAGGCGCGGGAGAGGCGAUGGCGCCGGCGUUGUCGAAGCUGCGGGCCGAGGCUGGGCUCGGGGCGCUCCUGCGGCGGGCGCUUGCCCAGUACCUGCUUCUCCUGCGUCUCUACCCGGUGCUCACCAAGGCAGCCACCAGUGGUUUUUUGUCAGCACUUGGGAACUUCCUGGCCCAGAUGAUUGAGAAGAAGCAGAAAAAAGAAAACUGCUCACUGAAUCUAGAUGUCAAUGGGCCUCUCAGAUAUGCCAUUUAUGGGUUCUUCUUCACAGGGCCGCUGAGUCACUUCUUCUACCUCUUCAUGGAACACUGGAUCCCCUCUGACGUUCCCUUGGCAGGAGUCAAGAGGCUCCUCCUGGACCGCCUCAUCUUUGCCCCAGCCUUCCUGUUGUUCUUCUUCUUCAUCAUGAACUUUCUAGAGAGAAAAGACAUGGCUGCCUUUUCUGCUAAGAUGAGAAGAGGUUUCUGGCCAGCGCUGCAGAUGAACUGGAAAGUCUGGACACCACUCCAGUUCAUUAACAUCAACUACGUCCCUCUGCAGGUAGGGGCCAGCCCGGCCUUUUGCCCAGAGGCCCAGAGAUUGUGGGUUCCUUCUCCACCAAAGAUACUUUUCUAUCAGCUUUCUCUGUGUUCUUUCACCAGUCUGCAGUUUUCCUUGAGUCUUGGUUUUGCAUAGAUGUUGGAGUUAAAGUAAAAUCAUAAAAAUGGAGAGGCUUCCAAUAAUUUUAGUAGUAACACUUAUCAGUGAACUUCACAGGAACAAUUUCAGUGGAUCGGUAGGGGCUGAAGCCAGAUGGCAGUGAAUUCAGGAGUGAAUGGGGAAGUAAAAAAGAAGACAUCACGAGUAUGGAAAAAUUCUUGCGAGAAGUUUGUGAAGAGAUGGGGAGAAACAAUAGGUAGAAGAGAGUGUGAGGUGGAGUAGAAUGUCUUUAGGCUAGGAGAAGUGUGACCAUUUUUAGAUGCAGAUGUGGAGCUGCUUGUGGGAUGGGCAAAAAAGAGAGACAGUUUUGUGGAGUGCUGUCCCUAAAGAGGCAGGCAGGAUAGCAUUCCGAGCAUAAGCAGAGAUGUGCUUUAGACAGAGAACCCCUUCUUCCACAGGAGAGAGAGAAGAUAAGUGUAAGUGGGGUGCUGGGAAGGUGAGUGGGGUAUCUCCCACUUCCCAGCGGGCUGUCUGACUCACAUGUGUUCUCUUUGGCAGUUCCGGGUACUUUUUGCCAACCUGGUGGCUCUGUUCUGGUAUGCCUACCUGGCCUCUCUGGGCAAGUGAAGAUGGCCUGGGAAGAACCAUCAGAAGCACUACAGAUGUUGGUCUGGGGAGGCAUCUUCACCUAGCAGGUGUUUGAGAACAGAAUCAAAACUCAGGAAUUUAUCUGAGUUUAAAUCAUACUACCCAAGAGGCGCUAAAAUGAUGGAUAACGCAAAAGCCAAACCCAUUGCCGUCGAGUCAAUUCUGACUCAUAGCGACCCUAUAGGAUAGAGAAGAACUGCCCCAUAGUUUCCAAGGAGUGCCUGGUGGAUUUGAACUGCCGACCUUUUGGUUAGCAGCCAUAGCUCUUAACCACUACACCACUAGCGUUUCCAAAAUGAUGGAUACAGAAAUAGAAGUCUCUUCACGGUGGAAUCGUGUGUUUUGAAAAGGCGGUAGCUGAUUCUAAAUGGUGCUGUCCUUGAAACGUAAAACAUAGUAGAGAUGAUUUCGGUCAUCACUGUGGACUGAAUCAGGAUCACAAUAAACUGUAAGGUAGCUUCUUUAGUGGUCAUUUUAAUUUCUCAGAAUGGUGGUUGUAACUUUGGAAGAAAUGUGUGGUCAGAGAGCUGCUCUCAAAUUUAAAAAGAACUGCUUUUUCAUUUCCGAAUACAUGGGGGUGGGGUGUACUAGUUCCCAAAAGGAAGACAUUUAGGGCAGAUGGAAAGUAACCAAUGUCUCCUACAAUUGAUGUGGGUGGUGAUGACUCCAGCUCUAACCUGUCAAGUUACAAUGAAUUCCACUCCAACCCCAGCCUGACAGAGGAUGAAGGAUUGGGACCUCGGAGAGAUUUUAAUUAUUUUCUGUGAUCAGUCAGUAUUAACUGACAUCCGCUGCAGGUUUACUU
Messenger RNA from Trichechus manatus latirostris (Florida manatee), 2105 nucleotides. It is a transcript of the gene PXMP2, whose product is annotated as peroxisomal membrane protein 2. The transcript has 4 exons. Gene Ontology annotation, cellular component: membrane; cytoplasm. The record is from RefSeq and is a predicted model, not a curated record. NCBI's taxonomy places the organism in Eukaryota, Metazoa, Chordata, Mammalia, Sirenia, Trichechidae. The coding region runs from base 32 to 688 and encodes 218 amino acids.